CGUUGGGCUCUCUUCCACUCCCCAGGCUCCAUGACCGUAAGAUGUGCAUCGUUGGCCUGAGCGUGCUGAUGGAGCUGCCCCGCCGGCCCCCAGUGCUGGAGGGGGUCUCUGCCCAGAUCCUCCCCUCAGUUCUGCUUCUGUUCCUGGGCCUCAAACACCUCUACGCCUCCCGCCUCGUCAACAAACCAGACCUGCUGGCCAAUGCAGGGGCACAGGACGAAGACCAGAAUGAGGAGAUUCCCAGUGAUGAAGAUGAGGUGAGCGAGAACCAGAGCGCCAUGCAGCAUCAGUCCAGCAGUCAGGCCGGGGAGGAGGAGGAGGAGGAGGACGACGACGAAGAGGAUUACUGGGAUGACGACGGGUUUGAGGGAACGCCCCUGGAGGAGUACAGCACUCCGCUGGACUACGACAACGGAGAGGACGAGUAUAGCUUCUUCACCUCCGCCCUGCUAAGUAAUUGAGUUUUUUUUUGUAUUCUACUAA
Messenger RNA from Notothenia coriiceps (black rockcod), 483 nucleotides. Its product is annotated as importin-8-like. The record is from RefSeq and is a predicted model, not a curated record. The coding region runs from base 42 to 461 and encodes 139 amino acids. Lineage: Eukaryota; Metazoa; Chordata; Actinopteri; Perciformes; Nototheniidae. The transcript is spliced from 2 exons.